CAUUAAUUUCAUCUACUUAUUAUAUGUUUCCAGAAUGUUGGGUACUUUAUUGAAACUUAUCAUCAUCCAAAUUUCUUUCGAUGUUAUAGAGUCAACAUGGGGACUAUACGGCAAUAACUUUCAAAACCACAAAACAUUUUACAACAAAGACUCGCACACGUUUGGGACUGGAUCUUUAUUAAAACAACCUACAAUAACGAACAGAAACUCGAAUGCAUGGGGCGGUGUUAAAGGAUCUGAUUCACGGGAUAAUUCUAAAUCACGUAAUUUUGGAGGCUUUGGUGGUUUCAACAUAUUCAAGAAACCUAUAAAUACAAAUGCUGGACGAUAUAGCAAAGGAACAUCAGGUUCACGGGAUAGUUCUAGAUCUCGCAAUGUUGGUGGUAUUGGUAACUUCGGAAUAUUUAAGAAACCUACAAAUACAAAUACUAAUUGGAGCUCUUGGGGUAAUGUUGACCGAUCUAGCAAAAGAACAUCUGGAGAUAGUUCUAGAUCAAAUAAAGCUAGUUCUAGAUCAAAUAAAGCUGGAAACGUGGGUGGCUGGCUUUUUAAAAGGCCUACAUUUAAUAAUAAUGGCAGAAACUCUAUCAGUAUUUUAAGUGGAUCAGAUGAUGAUACAACAGAUAAAACUAACAGAAAUUGGAAUAGUUGGACAAACAAAGGAAAUGAUAAUGAAAGGUCUGAUACUAUUGAAAGGUCAAAAGCAAAAAAGUCGGGCACUUCAUCUUCUAAAACUAAAUCUAAAAGCUCGUCAAAGAAAUCGAAUCAUUCUAAAUCUAAGGCAUCAGAAAAAGGCCAUUCAUCUAAAUCUAAAGACUUUCGUAGCAGAACGUCACACAUUAGCAUACACAAAACUGAACAAAAUUGGAAUAGUUGGACAAACAAAGUAAAGAAUGAAGACAGGUCUGAGACAAUUGAAAGGUCAAAGGAGAAAAAGUCUGAUAAAACUAAAUCUAAAAGCUCGUCAAAGAAAUCGAAUCAUUCUAAAUCUAAGGCAUCAGAAAAAGGCCAUUCAUCUAAAUCUAAAGACUUUCGUAGCAGAGCGUCACACAGUAGCAUACACAAAACUGAACAAAAUUGGAAUAGUUGGACAAACAAAGUAAAGAAUGAAGACAGGUCUGAGACAAUUGAAAGGUCAAAGGAGAAAAAGUCUGACGUUUCAUCUUCUAAACCUAAAUCUAAAAGCUCGUCAAAGGACACAAAACAAUCUAAUACUCAGACGUCAGAAAAAGGUCAUUCUUCUGAAUCUAAAGACUCCCAUAGCAAAUCGUUGCACAACAGCAAAUACAAAUCGUCACAUUCAUCAUCUACAGAAGAUAAAAACACUCAAACAGGAUUGAAGAGUAAAAGUCAUGGCUUCUUAUGGCCACAAAAGAGCAAAAGCAAUAGGUUUCCUUGGUCAACGAAGAGCAAAAGUAAUGGCUUUCAAUGGCCAAAAAAUAGUAAAAGUAAUGAUUUUCCAUGGCCAAGGAAGAGUAAAAGCAACGAAAAGCCAUGGCUACCCAAGAGUAGGGAAACUAAUCCUACCUUUUCUACAAUAACAAGAUCAAAAAGUCCACUUACCACAACGGAAAGGACGAAAAACUCUGAACAUACGACAGAAGACAACGGUGUUUUUGAACCAACAACUGAGAAGAAUAGUGUCACUGAACCAACAACUGAGGGAAACGCUGUUACUAAACCAACAACUGGGGGAAACGCUGUUACUGAACCAACAACUGAGGGAAACGCUGUUACUGAACCAACAACUGAGGGAAACGCUGUUACUGAAACAACAACUGAGGGAAAAGGUGUUACUGAACCAACAACUGAGGGAAAUGAUGUCACUGAACCAACACCUGAGAAGAAUAGUGUUACUGAACCAACAACUGAGGAGAGCAUCGCUGUUACUCAGGAGAAAGAAGAUUUGCCUACAUUUGGACCAACUCUAAAGCCACCUUAUAAAGGACCUAAAAUUUGCCAAAAACAAACACCGCCUUGUUGUGUUGGAGGGAAGCUUACCGUUGAUUUAAACAGAGGUAAAAACAGCAAACGGGACAUUGUUGAUGGAGUGACUCUGUUACAAGUACACAAAGGUGAAGGACGGAACAAAAAACAAGCGUGUAGUUCAACCGCUCUUGUUGUCGUGAACUUUGACAAGAUAGACACGGCGGGAUGUUUCGGUUGUUUGGAAGCACCAUAUUGUGGUAAACGUAUGUUAAAAAUUGAACUUCGUCUGUCAAAUGCUAGGAGAAGUGGGUGGCUAUUCAAUGUUGGUGACAGCGAAUCCAACAAUGGCUACAGGGGUGAUGAUAAUGAACAAAUGAACGAUGCAGAGACGCAGGGACUAUUUCCUAACAUCACAGUAUAUCCGAGCGACAAUUGUCCCUCAAUUAACAGUUUGAUGCAUAUUGUCCACGCUCUUGCUGACAAUGUGGACACUGUUACACUCUAUAUCAGUAAUGAACAUAUCCGAAUCACCAACAGCGAGGGUCUAGACUUCAAACUUUGCCAUUCAUGUCUAUACGCUCUUAACGGACAGCCGGAUGAAGGACCUAAUGGUGUGCCAAACGAAACUAUUUGUAUUGGGCUGAAUAGAGUCGUCAAGGACAUAACUAGAUCUGGUUACGGCGUUUGUUCAGCGACAUUUUCUUGGGAAUGCCCUUGGUGCACAUAAAGUAUUUAUAAGAAAAUCUCAAAAUCAGUGUAUGCACAAGGAAACAAAACAUUUGUAGUAAAAUGCUAUUAAAACUGAUAAUGAUUAUAGUUCGUUAGUAUAGGCCUAACAUAAGUUGUUAUUGUUGAACAAUUUACGUCACGGAUCAUUAAUAUAUGCACACCAGUUAGAAAUAAGACUAUAUUUACAUCACACAUAUAAAUGUAUUCAACCAAAUGUAGACGUGUGUGGUACAUAUAAUGAGGUUGUAAGACAUUGUUGAGUACCAUACUGGAUUCUAGCGGGCUAGCGCCACUUCUUAUAUAGUUAUAACAGCCGUGUACUAGCCCAAUAGAAUCAACAUGGUACAUUGUAUUCAACAAUGCAUAUCAAUUGAUUAACUUCAUU
This is a messenger RNA of Ruditapes philippinarum (Manila clam), 3043 nucleotides long. RefSeq lists its product as uncharacterized. NCBI's taxonomy places the organism in Eukaryota, Metazoa, Mollusca, Bivalvia, Venerida, Veneridae. The record is from RefSeq and is a predicted model, not a curated record. The transcript is spliced from 5 exons. The coding region runs from base 35 to 2656 and encodes 873 amino acids.